AUGAGUAGAAUUAACGUAUCUGAACCGAACGGUACAUCUAAUACAACUGAGAAAAUCACUACGAAUGAGCAUAAGCUAAAUCAAAUGGAAAGAGGCUUUUUGACAGCACUCGUCAAACUACUGCUUCAUGGUGAAACUGAACAAGCCUGCCGAGUAGCGACACUAUUCUCCAGACUCGAAAACAAUCCAUUAGACCCUCUUUAUGAAGGUAUAUGGCAUAUCCAAACUAUCGUGAAAUAUGUGUGCGCUGAAAGUCCAACGAAGGAACGAGUGCGAUCAGCUCUAGAACAAUUGGUUGCCCAGCACCCCUCGAGUAAUUCCGAUGUCGCUGCCGAUGAUCCCGUUCCCAAACCUGAGGUCGACACUGGAACAUCCAUUGAAAAUAGUAGGACAAAUUCUCGGCAUCCAAAAAAAAGACCGAUAUCCCGCUCAGAAACAGAACCAUCCAAGGUAACUAAGAAACCACGACAUCGUAAACGUGCGACGUCAUCUUCCAAUCCAUUAACAACAAUAGAUCCACAACUAUUGCCACCUAAUCAUGUAAUGCAUCCAUUUCUGAAUAAUCCGGGCCUCGAACUGACAACCGAGGCCAACACCGACUAUAGGUUAUAUGAUGACCUACUGGUUGACUCUCCAUAUGCUGGCUGA
Molecule: messenger RNA, 648 nt
Organism: Paraglomus brasilianum
Lineage: Eukaryota; Fungi; Glomeromycota; Glomeromycetes; Paraglomerales; Paraglomeraceae
Source: the annotation of a GenBank genome assembly